Ilex paraguariensis (yerba mate) is the source of this 907-nucleotide messenger RNA. The record is from the annotation of a GenBank genome assembly. NCBI's taxonomy places the organism in Eukaryota, Viridiplantae, Streptophyta, Magnoliopsida, Aquifoliales, Aquifoliaceae.
GAUGAAUUUCAGAGAGUUGAAACACAGUAGACUCCCUUCUCUCUCUCUCUCUAAGACACCAAAGCGAAGCUUCUUAAACACGUAAUCAUUGUUCGUUGGUGAAAUAAUAUAUAUACAUACCUACAUACAUACAUAUAGAUAUAGUGUGUAUAUGUGUGAUUGCAUGUGACUAGAGAGCAUGGGAUGCACUGGAUCGUCGCCUGCCAAAGGAAAUGAAACUGCUAAGAAAAUACGAAAACCAAAGCCGUGGAAGCACUCUGAACCAAUAACAAUGGCACACCUCAUGAAGAUGCGCGAUGAGUUCUGGGACACUGCUCCGCAUUAUGGUGGCCAAAAAGCUGAAAACCUUGUCCAUUCACUGACUAUGCAACCUGUUCAUGAACACAUGAGCUCAGUUCGGUUUGCUUGCCAAAAUCUAGUAGAGAAUCCUCUCUCCCUCUUCUUUUUUUGGGAGAUUUGGGAUGCACUCCGAGCUGCAGCUGAGGCUGAUUUGGCCCUUGCACAAGCAAUUGUUGAGAGUGCUGGUGUUAUUGUUCAAGCCCCUGACUUGACAGUCUGCUAUGAUGAAAGAGGUGCAAAGUAUGAGUUGCCAAAGUAUGUGUUGAGUGAACCGACCAAUUUGAUCCGCAACAGCUGAUAGUGAAGAGAUUACCGAGUUCUGUGCUUUACAAAGACUGUAAAUCAUGUAAAUUGGUCUCGUACAUUCUGAUUCUAAAAUUCAUCAACUUAAGUUCUGCAAGAUGCUGCUCAUCUUCCAAAUCCACUUCCAAAGUUCAUGUGCUGCGAUCACAGAAACAACAGGUAAGUCUUUAUUGUGGGUUUUCUAGGGAUCUAUCUAACUGGAAUUUGUAUCAUAACAUUACUUUUGAAUGAAGAUACUAUUGUUACCAUGAUUAUAUUGUUGCUG